CGACGAAAGAGAUAUAUUCCAUCCCACGAAUAUUCUCCACUAUUUUCUUUGUAUUUCUCUUUUCUUAAUAUUCUAUCGCCAUUUCUCUCGUUAACAUCGCCGUUCGCAGAAGAUAUUGUAUUAUUAUUAUUAUUAUUUGUUGAAGAAAUUCAGUAGGCGGAAUAAUAUAAGAGUUGAUAUGCGCCGGUGGUGAUCAGGUGUAUAGAUAUGAAGUUCUGGAAGAGCCUGAGCAUAUUGAUAGAGGACACCUUACCGGAAUGGAGAGACAAGUUUUUAUCCUAUAAAGAUUUGAAGAAACAACUCAAGCUGAUUUAUCCCAAGGAUGGAGAUAAGCCACAGAAUAAACGGCCCAGAUUAGAGGCUAUGGCACCGACCGAUAGGGAGGAGAGUGGCGGUGAGGUGACGAAGGAGGUGAUUGAUUUCGUUAGGCUGUUGGAGGACGAGAUGGAGAAGUUUAAUUCCUUUAUUUUUGAAAAAGAAGAGGACUUUGUUAUCAAAUGGAAGGAGCUGCAAGAUAGAGUAAAAAAGGCCAAGGAUUCAAAUGAAGAACGGAUGGAAGUGGGGAGGGAGAUAGUGAAUUUCCAUGGAGAGAUGGUUUUGUUGGAGAAUUACAGUGCUCUUAACUACACAGGACUUGUGAAGAUAUUAAAAAAAUAUGACAAGCGAAGUGGUGCUUUGGUUCGCUUGCCUUUCAUCCAAAAGGUUAUGCAGCAGCCAUUCUUCACUACUCAUGUGCUUAACAAGCUUGUGAAGGAGUGUGAGACCAUACUUGAUAGUCUUUUCUCUAGAAAAGAACCGUCAAUAUCACCUGAUGCAACUGUCGUAGGAGGUUGUGACUCCGAAACUUCAUCAGAAAGCAAGGAUAUGCCACUUGAAGUACCAAGAGAGCUUGCUGAGAUUGAGAAUAUGGAGAACAUGUUCAUGAAGCUAACUUUAUCAGCAUUGCGUGUCCUUAAGGAGGUUCGGAGUGGAAGCUCAACUGUGAACUUGUUUUCAUUGCCCCCUUUGCAAAGUAAUGCCUUGGAAGAGGAUUGGAAGAAAGUUCCUAUCUUAGAACAAGCUGCCAAAUAGAGUUCUAUUUUUAGAGUCUUACCCCCUUUUUUUGUACAAGUUUUUAAAUAUUGGAAGGAUACUCUGACCUUCUUCCGCUUCUUUUUCUCCCUUUUCUUUUUUGGGAUUGGGUGUGUGUGGUUGGUGUUGUUGAUAUGGUACUUGUAUUUUUAUUA
Messenger RNA from Hevea brasiliensis (rubber tree), 1226 nucleotides. RefSeq names its product SPX domain-containing protein 1. The transcript is spliced from 3 exons. Lineage: Eukaryota; Viridiplantae; Streptophyta; Magnoliopsida; Malpighiales; Euphorbiaceae. Gene Ontology annotation, biological process: cellular response to phosphate starvation. Bases 208 to 1071 code for a protein of 287 amino acids. The record is from RefSeq and is a predicted model, not a curated record.